This is a messenger RNA of Xiphias gladius (swordfish), 2113 nucleotides long. RefSeq names its product N-acetylglucosamine kinase (gene nagk). The coding region runs from base 924 to 2057 and encodes 377 amino acids. Lineage: Eukaryota; Metazoa; Chordata; Actinopteri; Istiophoriformes; Xiphiidae. The transcript is spliced from 12 exons. The record is from RefSeq and is a predicted model, not a curated record. Gene Ontology annotation, molecular function: N-acetylglucosamine kinase activity.
CCGAGCCCACCGGGCCGCUCCUCUCCUCUCCUCCCGCCUCAUCGCUCUUGUGUAACUUCUCCGUGCGGUCUUUACCGCAAGUAUUAGCCGACGUGCUUCAUACGAGGCACGGUAUGUGCGCGCGGCCACAGGUGGUGGUUGUACCGCCGAGUAAACGGCAGAAGACCUCGCAGCCGAACCGUGAAGCCUCACGGGGAAAACUGCUGUGCCCUGUGCGAACGGCUUUCUGCGAAACUCACCGUCAGGGCUCGGACAUGCUUUGACGAAACGAAAUAUUUUCGAGUUGCCAAAGAAUGAGAGUUAUUUUUCAAUCAGCCAGCUUUUGGAGAGAGAACUUAAUGUUCCCCCAACUUAAUGUGCUGCAGAUGCCUCCUGCUGGCGCGCAGUGUCACUCAGAGUUGUUGUCCUAGCUUCCAGCCCGUCACCAAAGGGUGCUAAAUCUCUGCCGGUAUUAUUCUUGACAGCGAGUGUGGAUUCCUCGACCGUGAGUCAAGACGCAAAGUGGCUUUGUAACCUGCCAGGGUUCCCUUCACUAGACUAGACAUGUCACAUGUGACCGUUAUAAAAAAAACUUUGGUAACUUAGUACAUCUGGCACCCAAGUACCGUGCACACGUACAGUUUUUGAGAUACUUGUAUUUUACUCGGAUGAUUCCAAGUAAAGUACGUUUCACGACGUUUUAUCUGACGCCUUCAGUUGCUGGUUGCUUUUUAGCCUUAUGAUUCUGCAUUUAACAACAUAUGGUUCUAGACCCAUUCCACUUGUGCAUUGGUAUCAACAAGUGAAUACGUGAUUUUAAUAUAACAUCUGCAGGCAGCCUCGAGGAAAACACAAACGAAGACAUUACUGCCAUCUACUGGUUAUAGGGUAGCAUUGCGAGUGGGAGCUCAGCUGCGUGGUCUCGCGAUUACUGUGCACCCUGAAUGGACCGAAGCAGGAACCGAGACAUGGCGUCAGUGUUCGGCGGGGUAGAGGGUGGAGGGACCCACUCCAAAACGGUUUUGGUGUCAGGAGAUGGGACGAUCCUGGCGGAGACAGAGGGACCGUCUACCAACCACUGGUUGGUGGGGGUGGACAGAUGUGUUGAAACCAUCAACGACAUGGUCCAGAGAGCCAAGGUGGAGGCAGGACUUGAUCCAAACACACCGCUAUGCUCACUGGGCAUGUCUCUGAGUGGAGGGGAACAAAAGGACGCCAUCGAGAAAUUGAUCGCUCACAUGAAGGAGCAGUUCCCCAGUCUCAGCCAGCACUACUUCAUCACUACUGACGCCAUCGGCGCCAUGGCAACUGCCAGCGAUCGUGGCGGCGUAGUGUUGAUAUCAGGGACCGGCUCUAACUGCAAGUUAGUCAAUCCUGAUGGCUCACAGAUCGGCUGUGGAGGCUGGGGUCACAUGAUGGGCGAUGAAGGAUCAGCGUUCUGGAUCGCUCAUUUGGCGGUCAAGACGGUGUUUGAUGCCAGAGACCACCUGGUCACUCCUCCUCAUGACAUUAACCAUGUCAGAGAAGCCAUGGAAGAAUACUUCCAGGUGUCAAAUCUGAUGGGCAUGCUGCCGCACCUCUACAGAAACUUCCAGAAGUCACACUUUGCUGGUUUCUGCAAGAAGCUGGCUGAAGGUGCAGAGGCCGGGGACCCUCUGUGUCGGUACGUGUUCACUGAGGCUGGGAGAGUCCUGGCAAAACAUGUCGAAGCAGUGUUACCGGCAGCACAAGAGCCUUUAUUGAGCAGUGACCACAGCUUGCCCAUCCUGUGUGUGGGUUCAGUGUGGAAGAGCUGGGAGCUUCUGAAGCCAGGGUUCUUGGAGGUCCUAGAUAAAUUGGCAUCGUGUGACAAGUUCAAGGGCCGUUUCCAUGGCUACAGCCUCCUGGUUUUGCAGCGGUCUUCGGCCCUCGGCGGCGCCAGUCUUGGGGCUCAGAGCUUAGGGGCCACUAUAACUAUGGAUUAUGCAGCCAACACCAACGUCUUCUACCAACACACCUUCAACGACAGCCAACGAGAAAACAGUGGAGGAAAAUACUUCAGGGCAAAGGCCUUGGGAGAGAUUCCUCACAACAUAUAGUAGUGACUAUAAACCCCUCGGUGAGCGCCAUCUACAGGUCAACCAGCUGAACCCCA